Messenger RNA from Branchiostoma belcheri (Belcher's lancelet), 1317 nucleotides. RefSeq lists its product as uncharacterized. The record is from RefSeq and is a predicted model, not a curated record. Lineage: Eukaryota; Metazoa; Chordata; Leptocardii; Amphioxiformes; Branchiostomatidae. Bases 1 to 1317 code for a protein of 438 amino acids. The transcript is spliced from 5 exons.
AUGGCGACAACCGAUACAACCUCCAUCCCUGAAAAGGGAAAUGGGGGAAAUGCCAACAUCCAAAGCAAGGCCGCCCAUCAUGGAAAGCACGCCUACGAGCAUACGAUCAUAGGAAAAGAGACGGCAGUUGGCCCCCAUGGCACCGCACCUGGCAUCUACACCAACCCGGAACCUGGACACCAACCCUCUGUCCCCAACAUAUACACCCCAGCUCCCACACGUGGUAAAAAUAUCAAGCACGUAAAGGAAGAAGUAUCCUCCGUCCCUGAAAAAAGCAUUGGGGGAGAUAACAAAAACCGAAGCAAGGCCGCCCAUCCUGGAAAGCACGCCUACGAGCAGACAAUCAUCGGAAAAGAGGCGGCCGCUGGCCCGUAUGGCACCGCCGCUAGUAUCUACACCAACCCGCAACCUGCCGCGGCCGAGCCUCGAUACCUUCGCGUGGGAGAUCACGUAGUAGUGUAUUCGGGACAGGAAUCAGGAAAAGAUUGCGGCUACCGAGUCGCUGAAGAAGUCAGCAAGGGGUACGAGGAAGACCAUUACUACAGCGACUACGAGAAACCAGAAGAUGUCCACACUUACGAGGGGUUUGAGGAAAAUCAUUCCUCACACGACUACGACAAACCAGAGGAUGUUUACGGGUACAAAGAUCCCGAGGAAGAAAGCUUUGCAUGCAGGGCUAAAGGGCUUGUCGUUGGAAUAUGGAAAAAAUGGAAAUCUAGCAGAGUGUGUUGGUUUGCACUGGGUUGUGGACUUCUGGUCGUAGCAUCAGUUAUCAUCUCUGUCAUCCUGGCAACUCAUAUCGCCCACGGUGGGAGGGUUGCGCUGCAGCAAAAUGUCACGUCGAUGGUUCUGAACCCGCUUCAGGGAUUAUCCAGCUCACCAUGGCAGACCGCGUUCUACGGGGAAAACAACUCUGCAUUUGACGACUUCAAAGUGGUCAACUCGACUCCGACGUUUUUGCCAUCUACAAACAGCAUUGUGACCACCGAGGCCUUAUCAACAACCGUCACAUCUCUGUCAACCACCGACGUGAAUGAGUUCAACGUGGUCGACACGACUCCGACGUAUUUGCCUUCUACAAACAGCAUUGUGACUGCCGAGGCCUUACCAUCAACCGUUACAUCUCUGUCAACCACAGCCCUACGAUGUCAGACUGGAUGGAGCGAAUAUAACAACCGCUGCUACAAGCUCAUGAGAGACAAAACCUGCUGGUCUAAAGCGAAGAAACGAUGUGCAAAACACGACGCACUUCUGGCCACCAUCAAAGACGCGAACGAGAACAGCUUCAUCGCAGAUCUCAUCGUGAAUGGUGGGUGA